Molecule: messenger RNA, 1178 nt
Organism: Talpa occidentalis (Iberian mole)
Lineage: Eukaryota; Metazoa; Chordata; Mammalia; Eulipotyphla; Talpidae
Gene: ZDHHC12
Product: zinc finger DHHC-type palmitoyltransferase 12
Exons: 5
Coding region: 34-837 (267 amino acids)
Biological process (GO): peptidyl-L-cysteine S-palmitoylation; protein targeting to membrane
Cellular component (GO): endoplasmic reticulum; Golgi apparatus
Molecular function (GO): protein-cysteine S-palmitoyltransferase activity
Source: RefSeq, a predicted model, not a curated record
GCGCUGCUUCCGGGUGGGCCCGGGGCCGAGGCGAUGGCGCCCUGGGCGCUCCUCAGCCCGGGGGUCCUCGUGCGCUCCGGGCACACCGUGCUGACCUGGGGGAUCACGCUGGUGCUCUUCCUGCACGAUACCGCACUGCGGCAGUGGGAAGAACAAGGGGAGCUGCUCCCGCCCCUCACCUUCCUGCUGCUCGUGCUGGGCUCCCUGCUGCUCUACCUGGCCGUGUCGCUCAUGGACCCAGGCUAUGUGAACAUCCAGCCCCAGCCCCAGGAGGAGGUCAAGGAGGAGCAGACGGCCAUGGUUCCUCAGGCCGUCCCUCUUCGGCGCUGCAGACACUGCCUGGUGCUGCAGCCCCUGCGGGCCCGGCACUGCCGUGAAUGCCGCCGCUGCGUCCGCCGCUAUGACCACCACUGCCCCUGGAUGGAGAACUGCGUGGGGGAGCGCAACCACCCGCUCUUCAUGGCCUACCUGGCGCUGCAGCUGGUGGUGCUCCUGUGGGGGCUGUACCUGGCAUGGUCUGGCCUCCGGUUCUUCCAGCCCUGGGGGCUGUGGCUGCGGUCUGUCGGGCUCCUGUUCGCCACCUUCCUGCUGCUGUUGCUCUUCUCGUUGGUGGCCGGCCUGCUCCUGGCCUCACAUCUCUACCUGGUGGCCAGCAACACCACCACCUGGGAGUUCAUCUCCUCACACCGCAUUGCCUACCUCCGCCAGCGCCCCGGCAACCCCUUUGACCGUGGCCUGAUCCGAAACCUCGCCCACUUCUUCUGCGGGUGGCCUUCAGGGUCCUGGGAGACCCUCUGGGCCGAGGAGGAAGAGGAAGGCAGCACCCAGGCAGCUUAGGGGCGCUGGAGGUGGCACUGCCACCUUGUGCCUGAAAACCAGAGGGUGCGCCCAGCCUGGAGCUCCCCACUUUGGGCCCGCUCUACCGGGCCUAGGAGCAGAGCAGUGAGAGAGGCCCCUGCCUCAGUGGGUGGGACCACCCUCCAAAGAAAGAAGGGGAGGAGGAAGAUGUGUAGGGGUUUUGGACAUAAACCAGCCGGGCUUUUGAGACAGCCCCCCGCUCAAGCCAGGCUGCCUCCAGUGCGGUUUUAUAAAUUUAAUAACCCACAAAGCAAGUCAAGUAUUAAAAAACACAACCAAACCACUCCUUGCUGUGCCCCCCUUUCUGGUCCGGGUCUCUC